Messenger RNA from Trichoderma atroviride IMI 206040, 339 nucleotides. NCBI's taxonomy places the organism in Eukaryota, Fungi, Ascomycota, Sordariomycetes, Hypocreales, Hypocreaceae. The record is from RefSeq and is a predicted model, not a curated record.
GCUUAUCUGGCUGAUUGGAGCCAUACGCAUGUCUUAAACCCACGCUGGCCACCUCACGCAAAAUUUCACAACGGCCAAACAAUGUCCAUCGGGGCUAUAAACGCAGCCUUAGUCGUAUAUCUACUCAGCACACGGGUAAACAGUUCCGAAACGGAGAAAAGCCUGGUAUUUGUGGCGGCAGUUGUUGGCUCUUCAACAGCUCUUGCAGGUUUAUCGGCGAUUUUAUAUCCAGGCACAGCAUGGACAGAUCCUGAAUUUGAUACCGGAGCUCUGAUAGCACCGCAGGCCUAUGUCUUUGUUGGAAAUUUGAUGUUCACGUGGGUAGGAUACAUGCUGGAG